Durusdinium trenchii is the source of this 1153-nucleotide messenger RNA. NCBI's taxonomy places the organism in Eukaryota, Dinophyceae, Suessiales, Symbiodiniaceae. The record is from the annotation of a GenBank genome assembly.
GCUCAGGACCCUCUUUUUGAGGCCAAAGGGCCCACUAGUCACUUCGACCGGCCAACGUGUAGCACGUCCAUCGCCCGUGUAGCUGACUUUCUCAAAGCAGGAAGCUCUAGUUUUCGGGUCAUGGCGAUCUGUGCGGAAGCAGCGUGCCUGGGGUCAUGGUCGGAGUCUGAAGCCUCCGAGGACACCGCUGCGACCUGGGCAGACCUGGGCAGCCCGCCGACCUGCGCAAGGUCGAGCAGCUGCAACCACUCCUUGGCCCAGGGGAAGGCGGAUUCACCUCAAGAUAGGAGGACCGGCAUCGUCUUGGAUUGGGAUGACACGCUCUUCCCUUUGACCCACGUCUACUGUGAUCUUCACCUAGACUUGCAGAAACCUUUAGAGGAGCAGAACAUUCCAGAGGCAAUGAAGGCACUCGUGGCCAAGAAAUUGCAAGCAUCUCGGGAAGAGGUGGCCAGGCUGCUAUCGCUGGCCACAUCCUUGGGCGAGGUCAUGAUCGUGACCUUGUCCAAGGACUCCUGGGUGGCGGAAUCGUCGCGGAACUUCUUCCCCGGGCUUCAGGAGAUGAUGACCUCCCUUGGUGUCCGUGUGAUUUGUGCCCAGGGCCCAUCCCAACGAGGCGAGUCCAUGUUAUCCUUUAGCAGCAGACUAAAAGCAGAGGCCAUUACCUCCGCCUGUAGCGAAGGCACUUGGCGGAGCCUGAUCUCCAUCGGCGACUCCGACUUCGAGCGCUUUGGUUGCCGGGCAGCGGCAGAGGAGCUCCAAAACAAACAGGAAUGCCCUGUCUUCACAAAGACAUUCAAGUCCAUGGAGAAGCCAACGGCAGAGGAGCUCACAAAACAGCUACGGCACAUCACUGAGUGGCUGCCACUCUUGGUGGCGAUCCCCAGUGAUGUGGACCUUGACCUGGUGGAUGUCGAGGACGAAAACAUCAAGGCGGUGUCGAUCUCCAACGGUGUGAACACGAUGCGGAGGUUCGAGGAACGCACAAGCACAAGCAGCUGGGGUGACCGUCAACGUGACCGAUGCGUGACCGGAUUUGCUGAGAGGUGUGAUGAGGCGGCGGAGGAAGCCCUGCGAGCCAGGACACCUUGAAGCCGUUGGGGCCCGCGUCUUUUCGAGCUGAGUGGCCAAGAGUUGGGUGUUCUUGUCUCGU